Messenger RNA from Lentinula edodes (shiitake mushroom), 2096 nucleotides. RefSeq lists its product as uncharacterized. The transcript is spliced from 2 exons. Lineage: Eukaryota; Fungi; Basidiomycota; Agaricomycetes; Agaricales; Omphalotaceae. The coding region runs from base 51 to 2096 and encodes 681 amino acids. The record is from RefSeq and is a predicted model, not a curated record.
CACCGGGCGUCUGUUUGCUUCUUAUUCCACCACCACCAUCAUUUCCUCUCAUGGUUGCCUCUCUUAAUCUAGAAUCUGUCUUUUCCUCUUCUUUACAAAAACAGUUUAUCCCCGUUCUUGCUUCAACGAACAACCAUCCAGAGGAUAUGGCUUCAUUUUCGCUUGUUGAUAUUCAAGAUCAUUCAACACCGCAUAUGAAAACUCGAGUUGCCGUCCGCGAUAGGACUCCUCAUCGCUUUCAAGUAAUUCCGCUCAAGGAUGCAAAGCAAACCCAUUCUAUGCUGCAACUAUCCAACAAAACAACGCCCGUGUCAAAUUCCACUGUGAGGAAAGGCUUGAAAGAUGUCACCAAUUUCCAGGAGACGACUCCUCGUGGUGCUUUGGCGGUUUCUGAUGGUGGAAAACUCACUCCUUGUCCGGAGCUCCAAAACGAGCUCAAGCUUUUUGCGCCGGGGCUUGUCAAAGAUGCGCGGUCGCCUUCGUUCAUAUCCAGGACCCUUCAACAUCGAACUUCCCUCAAACCAGAAACUCCAUCCGCCACUCCUAUACCGCCGCACAAGAUUUCUCAGAUCGGUAGCAAGUGCACAUCCAUCACAGCUGCUAUACAAUAUCUUUCCGUCAAACCCCUGAACAUCGUGAAGCGUGGCGAUGUAUCCGGACCACCUCUCACUGGAAUCCGGCCUCCAACAGUCCGUCCGGCGGUAAUACGGGAUGUGUCUAAACCUCCUACAGCCACCAGUGCGGCACCUCUACGCACUGAUUCAGCUACGGUUGCUGUUUCCGCAUUUCCUGCAUUCGGUUUCCUCAAUAGUCCCGCAGAGUCUACGUCUACUAUAUCUAAACAUCGUCGACGGUCGCGUUCAAGCAAUGCCCUAUUUACAUCUCAACUCCCAACUGCUCGUACGCGAAUGAAUUCUGAACACUUCAAAGUUAGCGAACUUUCUGAGCCUGGCCACGACCCGAAAGUUCCUACGACUGUUUCCAACCCCGCUACCCCUACAAUUUGUCAACACCAUAACAAAUCUCCUACCCCCAAUACUACCGUCACAACCCUAGGUACUCCCAAUUUCGCUAGCAAAGACGUAGUACGGGCACCGUCAGCCACUCCAACUUUGAGGAAGCGUGUUUCUGGAGACAUUCAAAGGACUACUGAAUCUGUUAACCGGCGUUGUACUUCCAAAUAUUUUAAAUCAUCCUCGACCGCCACCGCUUCUCGUGAAAACCUUUCCGAGUCUCGUAUCCCUUCUUCAAAGUUGAAGCUUGCAUUCCAUCCUCACACCCUCGAUCCUGUCUUGCUCAAACCUAAACACGGAAUCACUCAUUCGGUGGAUAUUGUCAACCUCAAUCCCCGUCUUUUACAAACACCUCGAAUACGCCAAUACCAAGACGUGCGAAAUGACUUCCCUCGAUGUGUUGAACCGCCCACAGCCGUUGAAAAAUCCCAGAGUAUUGAAUCGGUCACGGUUACUCCUUCCCCACCCUUAGGACGUCGCUCCGUUCUCAAAUCCGAACUUCCUUCUAAGAGACAUGCCAUAUACACUCGGAGUCUUUAUGUCGGAAAGGCGGAGAAGAAUUCCAGCAAUUAUCUUCGAGCUCUUGAAGGGAUGAUAACCUCACAUUCUUCGUUACACUCACAAGUAACUGAUCAUGAAGAGGUAUCUACCUCUAGUGACUCACUUGAAUCGAUUCUGCAAGUGUACCAAGAUGCAGUCAAUGAUGAAGCUCAUCCUCAUUCUCGGUCCUUUUCGAUGGGAUUGCCUACCUCCCAUUCCGAGCCCACACUCUACGACAUCAAUGUUACACCACUCGCCGUUGCCUGCACAGGUAACACACCGUCUGAUGAGAACCAGUCUAAGUUCCCAGUAGCCUCAGUUUCGUUAUCAUCACUUGCCUCUGUGUAUUCGCAAGAUUCCUGGGCUUCUGGCGAAAGGCAGGUCAUUCAACUUUCCAUUGUUGCUGGCAUUAAUGCUAUAAAUUUCAGUGAACACAAACUAGAACGGAAGAUAGGACAUCACCCGAUUGUAUGGGAGUUACUAGAAAAGCUUGAAUCUGCUCAACGCACUUGGCUGUGGGACACUGGCUCGGACAAAUUCUAG